Molecule: messenger RNA, 1326 nt
Organism: Penicillium paradoxum
Lineage: Eukaryota; Fungi; Ascomycota; Eurotiomycetes; Eurotiales; Aspergillaceae
Product: acyl-CoA dehydrogenase family protein
Exons: 4
Coding region: 1-1326 (441 amino acids)
Molecular function (GO): flavin adenine dinucleotide binding; oxidoreductase activity, acting on the CH-CH group of donors
Source: RefSeq, a predicted model, not a curated record
AUGGAAUCAAAUUCACCUAACCCCAUCCCUUUCUCUGAGCCACCUUAUCUUCGUGGCCUUCCUUCUCCCUACAUCACGCCAGCCCACCGCCGUUUUCAACAAGCAUGCCGCAAAUUCGCGACGGAAAACCUACUUCAGCAUGCACUGGAAUGGGAACGUGAGGGAACAGUCCCUCUGCAUGUGUUUGACACAUUCUGUAAACAUAACAUGUUACUGCCAAACUUGCCGGCCCCCUUGCCCGUGGAAUGGCUAAAGCGCCUGGGGAUCAAUGACAUUCUGGGUGUCAAGGUUGAGGACUGGGACUACAUAUACACUGGAAUUUACUGUGAUGAGUUGGCCCGUUCUGGUCUGAGUGGUCCAGGUGGCUCUCUGAACGCUGGCUUUGCUUUUGGUAUUGCACCAAUCUACAAGUUUGGUAGUAUUGAGCUGCAAGAGCGAUUCUUGCCCGAGCUGCUCACAGGUAGGAAGCGAGGUUGCAUCGCCAUCACUGAGCCUGGGGCUGGUAGUGAUGUCGCCAAUAUCGCUACAACCGCUGUCAAGAGUGCCGAUGGACAGCACUAUAUCGUGAACGGAAGCAAGAAAUGGAUCACAAACGGCAUCUGGUCGGAUUACGCCACUAUGGCAGUUCGAACCGGUGGACCCGGAGCUCCAGGUCUCUCCGUAUUAGUUGUACCUCUCAAGGGCUACCCUGGUGUCACAAUGCGCCGACUGAAAGUCUCUGGUCAGGUCACCGGCGGAACCACGUACAUCGAGCUCGACGAUGUCAAAGUUCCGGUGUCGAACAUUAUCGGUAAGGAGGGUGAUGGCAUGCGUAUCAUUAUGACCAACUUCAACCACGAGAGACUCGUCAUCGCUGUUGGAGUCACUCGCCAGGCUCGUGUAGCUCUUUCUGCCGCUUUCGCCUACUGCCUCAAGCGCGAAGCCUUCGGGAAACCACUCAUGGACCAGCCUGUAGUCCGCCACCGUCUAGCCAAGGCAGGUGCGGAGCUUGAAUCCAUGUGGGCGUGGGUGGAACAGAUUUUGUACCAAUUGACUCACCUCAGCAAGGAAGAAAGUGAUCGUCAGCUUGGUGGCUUGACAGCAUUGGCCAAAGCAAAGUCUGCGAUGGUUUUAAAUGAAUGCGCGCAGACAGCCGUGCUCUUGUUUGGAGGCAAUGGAUUUACCAAAACUGGUCAGGGUGAACUGGUCGAAGCCAUUCUUCGCGAUGUUCCCGGCGCCCGUAUUCCCGGUGGGUCGGAGGAUGUGUUACUCGACCUGUCUGUACGUCAAUUGGUCAAGCUGUAUCAAUCUGAAGAGAAGAAGCUCUCACAAAGGUCCAAGAUUUGA